Solanum dulcamara is the source of this 1603-nucleotide messenger RNA. Its product is annotated as protein trichome birefringence-like 41. The record is from RefSeq and is a predicted model, not a curated record. NCBI's taxonomy places the organism in Eukaryota, Viridiplantae, Streptophyta, Magnoliopsida, Solanales, Solanaceae. The coding region runs from base 118 to 1236 and encodes 372 amino acids. Gene Ontology annotation, cellular component: Golgi apparatus. The transcript is spliced from 5 exons. Gene Ontology annotation, molecular function: O-acetyltransferase activity.
AAGUUAUUCAUAAAUCAUAGGGGUACGUAUCUCACUUUUCUUUUCUUUUCAGAAAAGUUGUGAUAUCUCUAAACACUUUUCUCCCUAUUCCUAGAUCUCAACACAAUCUAACUCCAUAUGACACACACAACACUCAUAUUAAAGAGGCAAUUUUUCUUCAAGAUGGAUGGUGACUGGAAUUUCUUUACUAUCUUCAUUGGUAUUUUAACAAGUCUUUUUGUGCUACUUUUUCAUCACUCAAAUGCAAGUACAAUUUAUAAUCCAAAACAGAGUUGCAACUUUUUCGAAGGAAGUUGGAUUGAAGAUGAAACUUAUCCUCUUUAUAAUUCAACUCAAUGUCCUUUCAUUGAACAUGAAUUCAAUUGUCAAAGGAAUGGGCGUCCUGAUAAAAAUUACCUUAAGUAUAGAUGGCAACCACAUGGAUGCUCCUUACAAAGAUUUGAUGGACAGGCAUUCUUGCAGAAAUUCAAAGGGAAAAGCAUCAUGUUUGUGGGAGAUUCUCUAAGUCGAAAUCAGUGGCAGUCACUUGUAUGCCUUCUUUACACAUCACUCCCUAAGACCAAAUACAACGCAACCAGAGUUGGAGAUGUCUCUUUAUUCACCUUCUUGGAUUUUAAACUUGACGUGAUGUUGGAUCGAAGUGUGUAUUUAGUGGACGUUGUAAGGGAAGAAAAGGGAAGAAUAUUAAAAUUAGACUCAAUUGAAGGUGGCAAGUUGUGGAAAAAAAUUGACAUGCUUAUUUUCAACACUUGGCAUUGGUGGAAUCGCAGAGGAACCACUCAACCAUGGGAUUACAUUGAAAUAGGAGGCCAAUACUAUAAAGACAUGGAUCGUGUGGCUGCGUUUGAGAGAGCUUUAUUUACAUGGGCUAAGUGGAUUGACGCCAACAUUAAUCCUGCAAAAACUAUGGUGUUCUUUCAAGGAAUUUCUCCAUCUCAUUACAAUGGUACCAAUUGGAAUCAACCAGGCGUGAAAACUUGCUUAGGGCAGAGUCAACCGAUGAGUGGUUCGAUAUAUCCAGGAGGUUUGCCCCCAGCAUUGACAGUGUUGAAGAAAGUAUUGUCCACAAUUGAGAAGCCAGUGACAUUACUUGAUGUCACAAAUCUUUGCCUAUUGCGUAAAGAUGGACAUCCUUCAAUUUAUGGGCUAAGUGGAAUGGACUGCAGUCAUUGGUGUCUAGCUGGAGUUCCUGACAUUUGGAACGAAAUACUUUAUAACUAUGUAGUAAUUACUUAAUUGGAAGGGGAGCAUUGGCGGCAUAACCCGUAAAAUUGCUUCCAUGUGAUUUGCAAGAGGUUACAUAUUCGAACUGUAAAAAGAACGUAACUUCCUAUAGAAUUAAUCUUUGUGAGUCAAUCUUUUCCAGACCCCCUGCAUAACGGGAGUUAAGUGCAUGGACAGUUAGAAAAUAGAAUAAUUACUUAAUUGAACACUCAAUAUUUCUAUUUCAUUAAUUGUUCAAGCAUGAACUUCAAUCUUCAAUAGUCACUUAUAUAUAGAGACGAGAAGAAUUGAUUAUUACCAUGUGAAGAUUUGAGAAAAUGUUUGUACUACAUGUUGGCAUAUUUGUUGCCAUAUUUAUAACAAAAACUUUUAAUCUUUA